CCGGCACCUCUCGCGAGAGUUCCCGCCCGGCCCGCCAAGAUGGCGGCGGCCAUGGCGGCCCCGGGCCGGGUGCGCACCCGGGACGUGCUGCUGCCCGGCGGCCCCGCCGACUUCGGCUCGCUCCUGCUCUCGCCGCCGGUGCUGGCGGGGCUGGAGGCCGCCGGCUUCCACCGGCCGUCUCCGGUGCAGCUGAAGGCCAUCCCGCUGGGGCGCUGCGGGCUGGAUCUCAUCGUGCAGGCCAAGUCUGGCACCGGCAAGACCUGCGUGUUCGCCACCAUCGCCCUGGACGCGGUGCUGCUGGACAGCCCCGCCACGCAGAUCCUGAUCCUGGCUCCCACCAGGGAGAUCGCCGUGCAGAUCCACGCCGUGAUCACCACCAUCGGCACGAAAAUGGAAGGCUUGCAGUGCCACGUGUUCAUCGGGGGGACGCCGCUGAGCCAGGACAGGAGCAGGCUGAGGAAGUGCCACAUCGCCGUGGGCUCCCCAGGGCGGAUCAAGCAGCUGAUCGAGCUGCAGUACCUGAGCACGGCCAGCGUCAGGCUCCUGGUGCUGGACGAGGCUGACAAGCUGCUGGAGGAGGGCAGCUUCCAGGAGCAGGUCAACUGGAUCUACUCCUCCCUGCCUGUCAACAAGCAGAUGCUGGCAGUGUCGGCCACCUACCCCGAGUCCCUGGCUGCUGCUCUCACCAGGUACAUGAGGGAGCCCACCUUCGUGAGGCUGAACCCCACGGACCCCGGCCUCCUCGGGCUGAAGCAGUACUACAAAAUUGUGAAUUCCCAUCCCCUCCCACAUAAAACCUUUGAGGAGAAAACCCAGCACAUGCAGGAGCUGUUCAGCAAGAUUCCUUUCAACCAGGCCUUGGUGUUCUCCAAUCUGCACAGCAGGGCUCAACAUCUGGCUGAAAUCCUGACAUCCAGAGGCUUCCCUGCCGAGUGCAUUGCAGGUAAAUUCAUUCACAAUUUUGAAAUCCUGACAUCCAGAGGCUUCCCUGCCCAGUGCAUUGCAGGUAAAUUCAUUCACAAUUUUGAAAUAUUGACAUCCAGAGGCUUCCCUGCCCAGUGCAUUGCAGGUAAAUUCAUUCACAAUUUUGAAAUCCUGACAUCCAGAGGCUUCCCUGCCCAGUGCAUUGCAGGCAACAUGAAUCAGAGCCAGCGCCUUGAUGCCAUGGCUAAAUUAAAGCAAUUCCACUGCAGAGUUCUGAUUUCCACAGACUUGACAUCUCGUGGAAUUGAUGCUGAGAAGGUGAACCUGGUCAUCAACCUGGACGUGCCCCUGGACUGGGAGACCUACAUGCACCGCAUCGGCCGCGCGGGGCGCUUCGGCACCCUGGGGCUGGCUGUGACCUACUGCUGCCGUGGGGAGGAGGAGAACACCAUGAUGAAAAUUGCUCACAAGUGCAACCUGCAGCUCCUUCCUCUGCCAGAGCCAAUCCCCCCUGGAAUGAUGGAGCACUUUGAGGAAGGGCAGGUGGAAGUUAAACCUGCAAUACCCACGGCUCCUGUGGUGAACUCUGGCACUGUGAGUCCUCAACCAGAGCAGCCAGUGCUGCAGCCUGUCCAGAAUGGCUUUCCAGACAUUCCUCAGCCUCCCUCUAAUCUUCCAAGGGAUAAUUCUUCUGUAGAAAGGCCAAAAAAGACUCCGAAGCAAAAACAGAUUAAAAAGUGCACAAAUCCUUCAAAUGUACAGAAAAAUAGAACCCCCCAAACUUCCAGCUCUCUCAAAGAACAGAGGAACCAAGUCAAACCCAUCUCCAGGAUGGAUGGACACAACACUCAGGCUCCAGAGGAGGAGGCCUCAAAAAAAAACCUUCCCAAAAUUCCGUGCUUGUCUUCUUUCAAAACCCAACUCACCAGUCCCUGGAGCUUCUCAGAUUUUGUUGAAGAUUAUGAAUAUUUCAUUAAAGAGGGGUCAGAGAGAGAGGUGGAGAUUUUAAGGAGUUACUCAGGCCCAGGAGAGCAGCGUGAGCUGCCCAGAAAUGGGGAUGUGGAGUGGGAGGAGAUGGAACAUCACCCAGAGGCAGCAGCAGGCGGGGCUGACAGCGAUGGCUCGGAGAGCUCCAGGGGUUCCUUCCACAGCAGGGCCAGUCACUCGUGCUCUGAGGCCUUUUCAGACACACAGGAGCCAAGCCCUGUGCCCCCAGCAGGGUUCUGUGCCACACCUGAGGCUCCUCGGGAGCCACCCCACAGCCCGAGGCAAAAGGAAGCGAGGAAGAAAGUCCCGAAACAAAAUGCUAAGCACAAGAAAAGCCACAAGCAGCAGUUCUGCAGUCCUGCCAGGAGCAGAGCUGAGGAGGAGGGCAGCUGCAGCUCCUGGGGUGGUGCUGCCCACGAGGGCUGCAGCUCUGGGCACUGCUGGAGGUGUUACUGCGAGGCCUGGCAGAGCUACUACUCAGCAGUGGCUGAGUUCAGCAGGAGUUACUGGCACCUCAGCUGCAGCACUGCCCACCACAUGCACUCAGUCUAUCUCCAGGAGCUGCUCAGGGAUGAGGAUUGAUGUCCUGAUGCUGGCUGGGAGCAGGGCUGGGCAGGCCUGGGACAGCAGGGCUGCUCCAAAGGACGCUGACAAGAGAUGGGUGUUGUUCAGAUGGAGAAAAAUGGUGUCUGUAGAGGCAGCUGUGUCUGGGGAAUGCUUUACACGGGUCCACUGAGGGUGUUACAGUUUGUUAAUAAAAGGAAAAGAAAGCUG
Molecule: messenger RNA, 2685 nt
Organism: Passer domesticus (house sparrow)
Lineage: Eukaryota; Metazoa; Chordata; Aves; Passeriformes; Passeridae
Gene: DDX20
Product: DEAD-box helicase 20
Exons: 11
Coding region: 40-2493 (817 amino acids)
Biological process (GO): spliceosomal snRNP assembly
Cellular component (GO): SMN complex
Molecular function (GO): ATP binding; RNA helicase activity; RNA binding
Source: RefSeq, a predicted model, not a curated record